AUGCUCGACUGGGUGCGCCGGCUGUCCGAUGAGGGGAAGCUGCUCGACGCCGCGGACGCGAAGCUGCCAGACGACGGCGCCUCCGCGCUGUUCGACGUCGGAAGGGUCAUGCACCUCAGCCUCCUCUGCUCGCUGCACGACCCCAGGGCGCGUCCAACCAUGAGGUGGGUGGUGGAGAACCUCUCCGACGGCUGCUCCGGCGGCGAACUCCCGCGUCUGCCGUCGUUCGUGGCGCUCCCGAAGUACAUCUCCCUCACCACUUCGUCGGCCUCCGACUCCGGCGCCACGACCGUCACCACCGACAGGAGCACGGCGACGACGUCUCUGUCCAAUCCCGUCUACGCCACCGCGGCCGCGGACACCAUCUACCACACCGCGGAAGACGGGAGUAGGGCCGGCUCUAGGUCCGCGUCCGCUGACUCCGGCUCCGGCCGGCGGUCGUCGUCGCGGCAAUCUCCCGUGGCGACGAUCCCACACGUGGACAUGCCGCGUGAGAUACCCUACAAGGAGAUCGUCGCCAUCACCAACGACUUCUCCGAGUCACAGGUCGUCGCGGAGCUGGACUUCAGGACAGGGUACGAGGGCUUCCUGGACACCGGCCACGGCCGCGUCCACGUCCUCGUGAAGCGCCUGGGCAUGAAGACGUGCCCGGCGCUGCGCGUCCGCUUCGCCAGGGAGCUCUGCAACCUGGCCAAGCUCCGGCACAGGAACCUCGUGCAGCUGCGCGGGUGGUGCACGGACCACGGCGAAAUGCUUGUCGUCUACGACUACACCCCGGGGAGCCUGCAGAUUUGUAGUUGA
Messenger RNA from Sorghum bicolor (sorghum), 801 nucleotides. RefSeq names its product receptor like protein kinase S.2. Gene Ontology annotation, molecular function: protein kinase activity. Lineage: Eukaryota; Viridiplantae; Streptophyta; Magnoliopsida; Poales; Poaceae. Bases 1 to 801 code for a protein of 266 amino acids. The transcript has a single exon. Gene Ontology annotation, biological process: protein phosphorylation. The record is from RefSeq and is a predicted model, not a curated record. Gene Ontology annotation, cellular component: plasma membrane.